Messenger RNA from Amphibalanus amphitrite, 7562 nucleotides. RefSeq names its product ATP-binding cassette sub-family C member 8-like. Gene Ontology annotation, cellular component: membrane. Gene Ontology annotation, biological process: transmembrane transport. The record is from RefSeq and is a predicted model, not a curated record. Gene Ontology annotation, molecular function: ATP hydrolysis activity; ABC-type transporter activity; ATP binding. Lineage: Eukaryota; Metazoa; Arthropoda; Thecostraca; Balanomorpha; Balanidae. Bases 606 to 6701 code for a protein of 2031 amino acids. The transcript is spliced from 26 exons.
GUCGCGGCGCGCCCCCGGCGCAGUAUGUCUCACGGCUCACGCACCUGGGCGGGAUUCCCGCGAUGGGCGGCCCACCACCUCCGAGUCCGUCUUCCGGAAGGACCUCAGCGCCCGGGGCCCGCCGCGCGGCCGGCCGCCGUCGCUAUGACGUCACGCCUGGCCGCGGCGCGACUGGACCGGCCGGCCGGCCAGUCAGUUGUGUCUGGUCGCCGGUGCCGCGAGGGUUGCGAAUACGUCGCUGCCGCAGCUGUGCCACCGCCAACCACGUGAGAGGGACAGGACGGGGACCAGGCUGGUACAGAAAGGAGUGUGAAGGGUGAUAUUCACCCUCGGAAGAUUCUGAUUCGACACAGGAGCUCAGGUGGCCGGCGGACAACGGUGGUUGGCACGGGCGGUGACCGUGCUGUCAGUGAAGGUCGGAGCUCCGUGCCAAAUCGGACCAGCUGACCGGCCCGGCGACACCGGCUCUGCCUACAGGAACACCAUCGCACCGCUCCGUCCCUGUCUGUCACCCCACCUCUCACCGCCGCCCGUCCGUCGCCCUGCCGAUGGUCUCCGCCGUCUGACCCGCCCGGUCGUCGGUGACGACUCGGCCCGUCGGCGGCAUGGAGGCGGUGUGCGGCGGCCGGCGGCCGGCCCGGUGGGACGACCCGUGCCGGCUGGACCUGGUCACCACCGCCGCCGGCGUCACCUACUCGCUUCUGGUGCUGGUGAUGGCCGUCGUGUGGCACACGGCGCGCCGGCAGCGGCGCAGCGGCCCGCCGCCGCCGCCGCGCCGCUUCAGCCUGCACUCGGCGCGCUGGCUGCUGGCGCUGGCCGUGGCGCUGUUCUCGCUGGCCGCGCUCAUGGACGCUGUCCUGGCCGACUGGUACGCCGCCGAGAGACGGCCGCACGUGUGGGCCGCUCCGGCCGCCGCGCUGCUCGGCAUUUUUGCCGUCACAGCGCUCACCGGACUGAGCGAGCGGGACGCGGCGCCCGGCCGGCUGCUGGCCAACCUGCUCUACUGCGGGCUGGCGGCCGCCGUCGGCGCGUGCAAGGCGCACUUCUACCUGAGUGUGGACGGCCUGGACGUGCGCCACGUGCGGGUGCUCGCCACGUGGGCCACCAUGUUCGUGUACGCGGCGCUCACGGCGCUCGAGGUGUACUUCGCGUUUGUGGAGCGCUACAUGUGUAGCUCGUAUCAGCUGAACGCCGAGUCGGACGGUGUGGACCUGAACGAGUUCGCCUACAAGCACCCGUUCGCCAGUGCCGCUGAGAAGGGUCUGUCGGGCGCCGGCCGGCAGCUGAGCCUCUGGCGCGUGGUGUGGCGCACCCACCGCACCCGGCUGCUGCUCGGCGGCUUCCUCAAACUCUGCGGCGACAUGGUGGGAUUCGUGGCACCGCUGGCGCUGCGCAACAUCGUCGAGUUCGUGAUGCGCCAUCGGGCCGGCACGCUGCCUACCGAUUUUCUCGAACGGGACGGGUACCUGUACCCGACCGUGCAGCAGUUCCUGGCCAACGGCUUCGUCAUGUCGGUGGUGGCCCUGGUGGCGGCGCUGGCGCAGGGCACCUUCUCGCAGUGCUGUACCCACGUCAUGGUGACGGAGGGAGUCCGACUCCGCAGCGAGGUCCAGGCACUGAUCUACGAGAAAUCGCUGAAGAUUCCGUGCAUAUCCAACGACCGCGGAGCGAGCGACGACUCUCCGGAUCCGCUCAGCUCGCCCGAUGAGACGGAUCAGGGUGAUCACGUGGGGAACAUCACCAGCCUCCAGACGGACGACGCCGACAACCUCACGGAGCUCAUAUGUCAGACGCACUACGUCUGGGCCAUCCCUCUCAAGAUCGUGAUUCUGCUGGUACUCAUCUACCAGCAGCUGGGGGUCAGUGCCAUCAUCGGCGCCCUCGUGUCCAUCGUCGUGUUGACGCCGCUGCAGUUCGUGGUCGUCUGGUUCCUGCAGAAGAACAAAAAGGGCCUUCUGAAAAAGGGCGACGAGCGUCUGAGCCUGACCGCCGAGUUCGUGGGCGGAAUUCGGAUGCUCAAACUGAACGCCAUGGAGUUUGUGUACAAGGACAAAAUCCAGAAGAUCAGGAAAGCGGAGCUCAAACUGCUGAUGAAGGACUCACUCUUCUGGGCUCUGAACACGUUCCUGACCCAGUCGUCGCUGACCGUGGUCACCGUCACCACCUUCGGCCUGUUCGGCGUCCUCGGCCACGAGCCGCUGGUUUCUGCUCGCGUGUUCAGCGCUCUGGCGCUGUUCAACCAACUGACCGUGCCGCUGUUCGUGCUGCCUAUCGUCGUCAAGGCACUCAUUGACGCCAAGGCGAGUAUUCGCCGUCUGACCGACUUCCUGGCACUGGCUGACGUCGAGGGAAUUGACGAGGAGCCGCCGCAGACGGUGGCGCUCGCCUCCAAACUCUCCAUCAGGCUCAAAGAACGCGACGCGUCUCGGAGACAAACCUCGGUGGUGUCCUCGGCUCCGACCGGCCGACCGACCAGCACCUCGUCUGUCGCCUCACGGACUGAACUGCCUGACUCUGCACCGCGCCGAGAACGCCCCACAUCCCUGGAACUCUCCUCACCGGCGACUCUGGGACCGAGACUCUCCGGAUCCCCGGCCUACGCGUGGGGGAGCCAGGACUCUGUGUUUAAGCUGGAGGAGAUUCCGGAGGGUGACGAGGAGUUCACGGCGACGGAGACGAGUGAGGAGUCGACCUCGUCCUCCUCUCCGUCCCCCACUGGAGGAGAGGGAGAUGAUGACGGAGGAGGAAGGGAUGGGGAUGGUGGACAGGGAAGUGGUGGAACGGAUGGUGAUGAGGGAGGAGGUGGAACUGGUGACGGCGGCGCCGGCAGGGAGGGUGGUGAUGGAGCCGGUGGUGACGGUGGUACCGAUGGUGCUGGUGCGGACAGUCAGGGUGGCAGUGAGCGGCGCAGGACGGCGCCGGCCUCACCAUCCCCGACAGACGGAGCUCGGGACAUGGAGGAACGGGUAGCCACCGAGCCGGGAACACAGCCAGCCGGUAACAAUUCCGACCAUAUUACACCCGCGGUCAACGGGAAUGCCGUCCACCUGACCCAGCCACCCACCAACGGAGCGGCGGUGACCGCCUCGAACGGCUCGGUCGCCCGCGCCUCUCCGCGUCCAGCCGACCAGCCGGAGGGCCGCGGGGCUCCGUGGCGCUUCCCACUGCCCACCAUCACCCCCAAACCGGCGCUGAAUCUGCAGGGCGUGCGGUUCACGGAACCCGGGGAGGACGCGCCGCCGUCCGCCGGCGCGCCGCAGACCCCGGCGGUGACAGUGACGGCGGCCAGCUUCUGCUGGCGCUGCGGCGGAGCCACGGCGCUGCGGGACGUGGGCCUGACGGUGCCGCGGGGGAAGCUGACGAUGAUUGUCGGUCCGAUCGGCUGCGGGAAGUCGUCGCUGGUGACGGCGCUGCUGGGAGAGCUGUGUCGGACGGCCGGCAGCGUCACUUGGGCCAGAAACACGACAUUCGCCUACGCCUCUCAAUCUCCAUGGCUUUUCAACGACUCUCUGAGGGCAAACGUUCUGUUCGGCCGCCCACUGAAGAAGGGCCGGUACCAGCGCGUGCUGACGGCCUGUGACCUGCGGAAGGACAUUGAGCUGCUCGGCGCGGACGAGGACAGCACUGCCAUCGGCGAGCAGGGCAGCGUACUGUCCGGCGGUCAGCGGCAGCGCGUGGCCGUGGCGCGCGCGCUCUACUCCAACGCCAACUGUGUUAUACUGGAUGACCCCCUGUCGGCGCUGGAUGUCCACGUGGGCCAGCACGUGUUUGAGAACGGCAUCAGGAAGAUGCUGCUGAAGGAGGGGCGCACCGUCAUCCUGGUGACACACAAACUGCAGUACCUCAAGUACGCCGACAAGAUAAUCGCUCUGGAGGCGGGCCGGGUGCGCCAGCAGGGGACCCUGCAGCAGAUCGAGGCCGCCGAGCCGGAGCUGGUGAACCGCUGGCAGGAGCUGAUCCGACUCGACCAGCAGCAGGAGACCAAGGAGGCCGCCGCCGAGACGCGCACGGCACGGGAGCGCUGGCGACUCAUCCAGGUCAUACAAAAGUUCCGCAGACUGCCGGCGGAGGGGCCGGCGCUGCCGCGCGACUCGUUCUCGGUCCGCCGUUCGGCUCUGCGGCGAAACACCUCCCUGCGCCACCAGGUGUCGCACCUGCUGCCCAUGAGUCUGGACGACGGCGAGGAGUACAGCUCUGCACCGCGGCGCCGCUGGACCACCUCGGCUCGCCGCGGCCGCGGCUGGGACCUGCUGGCGCGCCAGUACGGCCGCUCCAGCUCGCUCCGACCGGCCACCCCGGGCACCCCUCAGUCGCUGACGGACGGAGCGGAGGGCGGCGACCCGGCGGCCGCGGCGCGCCGCCAGACCCUGCAGAGGAUGGCCUCGCUGCCGCCCACCAUGCCGUCGCCGCGCGGCCCGGCACGCAGCGGCUCCGUCUCGGAGGCCGGCAGACGCUGGGCGGACGGCCUCCACCGACUCAUGGGCAGGCCGUCUCUGCGCUCCAGCUCGCGUCCGACGCCGUCGUCUGAGGACCUGUCGGGCCACCCGCCCUCCGACCAGCUGACGGCGCUCGUCUCGCUGGAUCCGGAGCCGCCGGCGGCCCGGCCCCAGGUGUCGCGCAAUGUCUCCAUAGCGUCCGCCCACAGCGAACAGACCUGCGAUGAUGAGGAGGAGGCCGAGGUGGACUCGAGGCGAUUCUCCGAGGAGGAACGGGAGAAGGGCAAAAUAUCGAAGAAGCUCUACCUCAAGUACAUCCGGGCGUGCGGCUGGGGCUUCGGAGCCCUCUAUCUACUCAUGUUCCUGCUUACUCAGGGGAUGCACUUCUUCAUGGACUACUGGCUGAGUUUCUGGAGCGAGUCGGCCUCCGAGUGGAACAUCACCCACGCCCGCCAGUGGCGCCAGCGGCAGGCGGCCGCCGAGGCGCGCAGUACCGUGCUGCCUCAGAACGUCAGCCAGGCGUACGACCAGUACGUGCAGCGGCAGACCCGGUACUACCUGACCGUUUACGCUGUGUCGGGCGGCGUGGCCGUGCUGCUGGCUCUGGCGGCCAACGUGAGCGGUCAGUACGCAGGGGCGCGCGCCCGCCGGCACCUCCAUAACAGACUGCUGAACGCUGUCACACGCAGCCGGAAGGAGUUCUUCGAGCACACGCCGGCCGGAAGGAUCAUCAACCGGUUCUCGACAGAUGUCAGCUUCAUCGACAAAAAACUGGCGACGGCGAUCCACAUCCUGCUGUACUUUGUGCUGCAGUGCGCCACAGCCGUGGUGGCCAACACCAUCGUCAACUGGUGGUUCAUCAUCAUCGCCACAGUCAUCGGCUUCAUCUACUACUUUCUGCAGAGGUUCUACCGCACGUUCGCCAUCGAGCUACAGCGGCUGGACAGCAUCGCGCGCUCUCCCAUCCAGUCGCAUUUCGCCGAGACCCAGUCGGGCUUGGCGGUGAUCCGCGCCUACCGCUACCAGGGCCGCUUCUUCUCGGCGCUGCUGCAGGCGGUGGACACGCACCUGGUCACCUCACUGCUCUACGAGUGCGGCCAGCGCUGGCUGGGAAUCGCAUUGGACUAUCUGGGCGCCGUGAUCGUAUUCGCGUCCAGCAUCACGGCGGUGGGUGUGGCCGUGCACAGCGACCAGCUCUCCCCGGGCGUGGUCGGCCUGGCCAUCAACUACACCUUGCUCAUACCCAUGUACCUGGUCUGGGUGGUGAGGUCGCUGAGUGACGUCGAGAUGUACAUGUGUGCCGUGGAGCGGGUGGAGAAGUAUGGAAGCCUUCGGGCGGAGGACUACAGGCAGAACAGGAUCGUGGCCGACUACUGGCCGCGCCACGGCAAGAUCGAGUUCUGCGGGGCCACCAUCGGCUACAGUUCAGAGUCGGCGGCCCGGCUGCCGGCCGAGACGAACACGGCUCCGGCGGCGGCGGCCAUGUCGGCGGCCGUGACGGCGGCGACAGAGGUGGCCGCCGAGGUGGCCGAGACGGCGCCCCUCACCCCCGUCACCGUCACCGUCCUGAGGGACAUCAACCUCACCAUCGAGCCCGGACAGAAGGUGGCGCUGGUGGGCCGCUCGGGCAGCGGCAAGUCUACGCUGGCGAUGGCGCUGUUCGAGAUGUCUGACCUGCUCGAGGGCAGUAUCAAGGUGGACGGACAGAGCCUGUCCUCGCUGCCGCUGCACGCGGUCCGAUCACGGCUGGCGCUCAUCCCGCAGGAGCCGCUGCUCUUCUCUGGGACAGUGAGGUCGAACCUGGACCCCAAGUGUGAGAUGACCGAUGAUCAGAUGUGGGAGGCGCUGGAGCUGGUUCAGCUGAAGGACUUCAUCUCCAGCCUCGGCAGGGGACUGGACCUGGAGGUGCAAGAGGGCGGUGAGAACUUCUCGGUCGGCCAGCGCCAGCUGCUCUGUCUGGCGCGCGCACUGCUCCGGCGCGCCCGUGUGGUGGUCAUGGACGAGCCGACCUCCUCUCUGGACGCGGAGACGGUGCGCGCCCUGCAGGGCAUCGUGCAGCGCGCCUUCCGAGACAGCACGGUCAUCACGAUCGCCCACCAGAUCGCCACUGUGCUCGACUACGACCUGCUGUUGGUGCUGGACGGCGGGAGACUGGCCGAGCAGGGCCCACCCAAACAACUGGCCAAGAAGAGGGACGGACUGUUCGCGGGCAUGCUGCGAGCCGCGCUCGACCAGGGUGCGAGUUUGACCGAGAGGAUAGGAUGAGGGCGGAUCUACACCAGGGUGGGUGGGAUAGGGACAGUGAGAUGGGGAGGGGUUAGGGAGGACGAGGGAUGCCAGUGCGACGAAGAAAUGGACCUUGGGGUGUGGUCUUUACGUUGUCCAGCAAUGGAACUAAGAUUGACCCGGCCAGCGGGUGCGGUAGACUUCAAACAUAGGGUUGCGAAUCCUUGCUGCCGGGCCUGCAGUCUGCACUGGGGCCGGGUAGCCUGCCUCGGGUCUGAGACUAUCACAUUGACGUGGUGACUGAUCGGUGCUAUAACGUGAUGGCGUUUCCCUCCGCUCUGUGGGAAGCCGGGAGACAGAGCCAGCGGCGGGUGGUGGCCGUCGGGUCACAGGUCACGACUGAGAUUACGCCUUUCGAUGGUUAACCCAGAUCAGGGGACUCAAAGCUGAUCAGUUGACCCGUGCGACUCGUGCGUCGGGAGAUGGAAGGACUAUUUCCGACCGUUGGUUCCCGACCAGUCACGAAGGAGUCGUGUGUGAAACUGACUUCGCGAUUUAUAUGUGCUUUUAUCGUGUAUGAGAUUCACCGGCGUGAUGUGUUUUACCGUGUCAAAUCGACUCAACUGCGCCAGUCGAGUGUUACGUCUUCUAUGACCUGUUUUGACCGUGUAUUGUUUAUAUUGACUGUUGUUGGACGCGGAUUGGCUGUGUGUCCAAUACUCUGCCUGCCCGGCGCGGUGGGUAGGCCGGCGGUGCCGAGCCCGCCCCGGCUGCAGGCCAGUGAAGGGGCGCCAACGCCACGGGCCAGUCUGCGUGCCGCCCGAGUAUUACCACGUGUACAUUGCACAACCAUCGUUCAUUGAGCGCGCUUUUAUACAAUACAGAGGCUAUAUUUGUAUG